GACCUUGCACCCCAGAACCCAGAACCGGAAACAUCAUCAACCCACACGAAGCUUCAACGCCAUCACAUUCUGGCCCGCCAUGGUCAAGUCAACCUACCAACCCUCUUCCUCCGUAUUGCAGCCGCUGCCACCCGGCUGGACCGAACACAAAGCACCGACCGGACACACAUACUACUACAAUGCCGAAACGAAGGAGUCGACGUACAAGCGGCCGGGUGCCGCGCCGGUCGCUGGUCCGGUUGCCCCCCCGAUGAAUCCAGCCAUGGCGAGCUAUGUGCAGCAUCAGACCGUCCCGCAGGUUAACCUCUCCGAUCCGACCGUCGCCAAUGCCUUCAUGGCCCAGUACGGACAGCAAGAAGCACAACAACAACAACAACAACAACACGGCCAACGGGGAGGAUUCGGCCCAGGAGGCAGGGGAGGGUUCCAGCCCAGGCCGCGCCCGCAGCCGUCCGACAAGCCGCGAUCCAAGGUCGCCAUUCCGGGCUGCGAGCCCUGGAUCCUCGUCUACACGAAAUACGGCCGCAGGUUCGCCUUCAACCCCACCAAGAACGCGAGCUAUUGGCGCAUCCCCGAGAAGCUCAUGCCCGGCAUCCUCGAAUUAGACCAGGCGCGCAUUCGAGAAAAAGCCGAGGGGAAGCCGGCCGAGCGAGAACCAGAAAAAGAAGCAAGUUCGGAAGAUGCCAAAGGGUCCAAGACACCGGCGGCGGAAGCACCGCAAGAGGAGGUCGCGCACGACUACGACAGCUCCGAAUACGAAGAAGUCGAAGUGACGGAUGACGAGGAUGCGGAAGACGACCACGACCAAGACGGCAACGCGCGCAAACGGCAGCGCACCGACGAGCCUCCCGCCGACGACGGACCCGCCGAGUUCACCGAAGCGGACAUCGCCGCGCAACUGGCCGCCAUGGGCGCCGACUACGGCGCCGAGGACGACUACGAUGCCGAGAUGGGCGAGGGCGCGGAAGGGUGGGAGGAGGGCGACGAGGGCCUCCCGCUCUCGGACGAGGACGCGCGCGAGCUGUUCAAGGACCUGCUCAACGACUUCCACAUCAACCCGUACAGCCCCUGGGAGAAGCUGAUCGAGGAAGGGAAAGUGUUCGACGACGCGCGGUACGGCGUGCUGCCGACGACCAAGGCGCGCCGGGACGUGUGGGAGGAGUGGUCGCGGGCCAAGAUCCAGGAGCUCAAGGAGCGGCGCGCCAAGGAGGAGAAGAAGGACCCGCGCAUCCCCUACCUGGCCUUCCUGCAGGCGAAGGCCACGCCCAAGCUGUACUGGCCCGAGUUCCGGCGCAAGUACAAGCGCGAGGACCCGAUGCGCGACCCCAAGCUGCCCGACAAGGACCGCGAGAAGUGGUACCGCGAGCACAUCAACCGGCUGAAGCUGCCGCCCGCGACGUUGCGGUCUGACCUGAAGAAGCUGCUCGAAGCCGCCCCCCUGUCGGCACUCAACAACCAGACCCUGCCCUCGCAGCUGCCGGCGCAGGUGCUGGCGGAUAUCCGGUACAUCUCGCUGGACCCCAAGGUGCGCGAUCCGUUCAUCGAGGCGUACAUCCAGGGACUCGGGCCGCCGCCGGAAGCGGGGGAGGCGGCAGAGCAAGAGGACGAGGCGGCCAAGAAGGUGCGGGACGAGAGGCGCCGGCGGGAGAAGGCGCUGGAGGAGCGGGAGCGGGCCGUUACCGAGGAGAAGCGGAGGCAGGAGAAGAAAGUGCAGUGGGAGCGGGCGCGGCUACGGGACGAGGAGCGGGAGAUUGAGCGGGCGAUGCACGUGGGCAAGAAGGGGCUGCAGAGCCAGUUGGUGGGGGGUCAAGGGGAAGGGCCAUAACCCGGGAGUUGGUUGGCCACGCCCGCAUGAAAGCGGCUGUGCUGUUGAUGUUCCAUUACCAUCUCGCCAUGUGUGUAUGUAUAUAAUAUGUAUGAGUACAUUCAGAACGCCGGGCAAUGCUAUUUAAUGCAGAUAAACACGGCCAUUACAAUAAAACAAAAAACAAGAACAGGUCAUUACCAUAUCCGCCUCGCAAUCAUCUCAUACCUCAUAACCCUCCCAAAGUCCUUCUCCUUAUCCCGCUCCACAUUCGCCUCCGCCUUCCGCUCCUUCUCCCUCGCCUUCCUCAACCCCUCCGCAUCCU
Messenger RNA from Chaetomium fimeti, 2129 nucleotides. RefSeq lists its product as uncharacterized. The transcript is spliced from 2 exons. Gene Ontology annotation, molecular function: RNA polymerase binding; transcription coregulator activity. Gene Ontology annotation, cellular component: nucleus. The coding region runs from base 80 to 1825 and encodes 581 amino acids. The record is from RefSeq and is a predicted model, not a curated record. NCBI's taxonomy places the organism in Eukaryota, Fungi, Ascomycota, Sordariomycetes, Sordariales, Chaetomiaceae.